Orycteropus afer afer is the source of this 1341-nucleotide messenger RNA. It is a transcript of the gene GDF6, whose product is annotated as growth differentiation factor 6. The transcript has 2 exons. The record is from RefSeq and is a predicted model, not a curated record. Bases 1 to 1341 code for a protein of 446 amino acids. Gene Ontology annotation, biological process: BMP signaling pathway; SMAD protein signal transduction. NCBI's taxonomy places the organism in Eukaryota, Metazoa, Chordata, Mammalia, Tubulidentata, Orycteropodidae. Gene Ontology annotation, cellular component: extracellular region. Gene Ontology annotation, molecular function: growth factor activity; cytokine activity.
AUGGAUACUCCCAGGGUCCUACUCUCGGCUGUCUUCCUCAUCAGUUUCCUGUGGGAUUUGCCCGGUUUCCAGCAGGCUUCCAUCAUCUCCUCCUCCUCGUCGUCGUCCGCUGAGCUGGGCUCCGCCAAGGACGUGCGAAGCCGCAAGGAGGGGAAGGUGCCUCGGGCGCCGAGAGAGAGUGCCGCGGAGCGGGAGCCCCGGCGGCAGCCACACGAGUUCCAGGCGCAGGAGCCGCCGGGCAGGGGCCCGCGGGUAGUGCCCCACGAGUACAUGCUGUCAAUCUACAGGACGUAUUCCAUCGCCGAGAAGCUGGGCAUCAACGCUAGCUUUUUCCAGUCUUCCAAGUCGGCGAAUACGAUCACUAGCUUUGUUGACAGGGGACUAGACGAUCUCCCGCACACUCCUCUCCCGAGACAGAAGUAUUUGUUUGAUGUGUCCACGCUCUCAGACAAAGAAGAGCUGGUGGGCGCGGAGCUGCGGCUCUUUCGCCAGGCCCCCACAGCGCCCUGGGGGCCACCGGCCAGGCCCUGCCGGGUGCAACUUUUCCCCUGCCUCUCGCCCCAGCUGCUGGACGCGCGGACCCUGGACCCACAGGGGGCGCCCCUGGCCGGCUGGGAAGUCUUCGACGUGUGGCAGAGCCUGCGCCUUCAGCCCUUGAAGCAACUGUGCUUGGAGCUGCGGGCCGCGUGGGUCGAGCUGGGCGCUGGGGAGCCCGACACGCGCACGCCGGGGUCCCAGCAGCCGCCGGCUCCGGACCUGCGGAGUCUGGGCUUCGGCCGGAGGGUGCGGCCGCCCCAGGAGCGAGCCUUGCUUGUGGUGUUCACCAGAUCGCAGCGCAAGAACCUCUUCGCGGAGAUGCGCGAGCAGCUGGGCUCGGCUGAGGCUCAGGGCGCGGGCGCCGAGGGGUCGUGGCCUCCGCCGUCUGGCGCCCCGGACGCAGGGCCUUGGCUGCCCUCGCCCGGCCGUCGGCGGCGGCGCACUGCCUUUGCCAGCCGCCACGGUAAGCGGCACGGCAAGAAGUCGAGGUUGCGCUGCAGCAAGAAGCCCCUGCAUGUGAACUUCAAGGAGCUGGGCUGGGACGACUGGAUUAUCGCGCCCCUGGAGUAUGAGGCGUACCACUGCGAGGGCGUGUGCGACUUCCCGCUGCGCUCGCACCUGGAGCCCACCAACCACGCCAUCAUCCAGACGCUGAUGAACUCUAUGGACCCUGGCUCCACCCCUCCCAGCUGCUGCGUGCCCACCAAAUUGACUCCCAUCAGCAUCCUGUACAUUGACGCGGGCAAUAACGUGGUCUACAAGCAGUAUGAGGACAUGGUGGUGGAGUCCUGUGGCUGCAGGUAG